Molecule: messenger RNA, 1875 nt
Organism: Aspergillus candidus
Lineage: Eukaryota; Fungi; Ascomycota; Eurotiomycetes; Eurotiales; Aspergillaceae
Product: putative PHD and RING finger domain protein
Exons: 2
Coding region: 1-1875 (624 amino acids)
Source: RefSeq, a predicted model, not a curated record
AUGUCCGACACCUGUAUUGUGUGCUUAGGAGACCUUGGCGAAGGCGCCAGCGAUCCUCGUGCCGUCGUCCCCGUUCCCGCGCCAAGACCUGACCUGGCUGUUGAUGGCAAGUCCAGUGUCCCUUCGUCCAAGGCUGAUGACGUGGAUGGCUCCGAGGAUGCUGGUCAGAUCGCCCAGUUACUCCCCUGUGGUCAUAUCUUACAUAACAAUUGCUUGAAGCCGUGGGUCGAGCGAGCCAACAGCUGUCCGAUAUGUCGCCGCAGCUUCAAUCUCGUCGAGCUGAGCGAGAGGCUUGGAGGCCCCGUUCUUUCGUCCUAUGCCGUGCAGGACCGUGUCCAAGUGGCCGAGGUCGAUCCCUCGAUGAUCAUGGAGUUCGUUGAGGAUGACCUCGCCGAAUACCAACCGUGUCCCGUCUGUGGCGAUGCCGACAAUGAGGAGCUGCUGCUACUCUGCGAUCGGUGCGAUGCCCCUUAUCACACCUACUGCGUGGGCCUCGACGAGGUACCGUCGGGGCCGUGGUACUGCGCUCGGUGUGAGGCCCAGCGGGCUUCAGGCCCGGCUCCCCUCGCCACCGACAGUGCGGCUCGCCCCCAGGAACGGCGGGGUCGUCGCACUCGGGCGCAGCAGCGCCGGAUACAGAACCGGAGCCAGCUGAACUCCCUUCACUGGGCCCAGGUGUGGCAAUCCGUCUGGGAUCAUCUCAACAUCGACUUGGACUUCCCCUUCGAUGAUGACCGGGCCGCGGAGCGUGUUCGGCAGCAACAACGACGCGAGCAGGCGAACCAGCGGGAGUUCCGUGCCUGGCAGCGGCGCUUUGAAGUGGCGGAGCGCCAGGGAGCGCCCCACCGUUUUCGGGACGCCGCCGCUUUGCUCGACAUCGAAGCCCCCCGUCCGUCGCGGCCCCGUGCCCCUCGGGAACCGACUCCAGAGCCCGAAUCCCUGGAGGAGAUGCGGGCGUGGAACGCCUUUGAGCGGGCCCGGGAGAUUGAAAAUGAGCCGGGCGCGUCGAGGAAACGAAAAGAGCCGACCAUGUCACCAUCACCCGAGCCGGCAGAGCCGCAGCGGAAGCUCAAACGCCCGCGGACCCGCAGAGCCCAGGAUCUCGCCGUUCUGGCCUCGCAGAAUGGGGAGUCAUCGCGAGCGGCCGGUGCCCAGAUGUCGGCCCGCAUCAACGCGGAGCCUUCGACCGAGCCGAGUUUCCUUCAGUCCCUCUUGAAGGAAGUUGAGGACGCGUCAACCUCGGGGGAGCCUCACUCCCAUGUCCCUUCUGCCGCCCCGACCGACCAUGCGACCCCCGGGCUGUCCUCCCCGUCGAUUUCUCCCGCACCGUCUAACCACUCCUCCCCUCACCUCUCCUCCACGACGCCCCCUCCGCCCCACUCCCGCAGCCGGGCCAUCUCUCCAUUGCGUCUCUCGUCGCCCGUCGACCCGCCCUCUCCACCCUUCUCGCCGGACGUGUCACCGUCUGGCUCUCGUCAGCAGUCCCGAGGCUCACCGCCCCUCCCAACCGACGGUGCACGGCGUCGGGUCCCUCGCUCUGCAUCGCGUUUGUUCGCGGGCCGGGCAAACGACAGUUCACCCACCCGACCGGGCCCCGCCUUGGAGGUCAAAUCCGACAUUCAGAAACUGGUGGGAACCGCACUGAAACCGUACUAUCGCUCCAAGAUCAUCAGCAAACCGGAGUACACCGAGAUCAACCGCACCAUCUCGCGAAAAUUCUACGAGCGCGUGGGCGACGUGGAGACACUAGAUCCGGAAGCGAGGGCGAACCUCGAGCGAUCCGCCAAGGACGAAGUCGACCAGGCGGUCGACAACGCGCGACAAGCGAAACAGCAGACUGACGGCAUCGUCUCUGCCGAUGAUCAUACUUCUUGA